Messenger RNA from Stomoxys calcitrans (stable fly), 2073 nucleotides. RefSeq lists its product as uncharacterized. The coding region runs from base 1 to 2073 and encodes 690 amino acids. The record is from RefSeq and is a predicted model, not a curated record. The transcript has 3 exons. Lineage: Eukaryota; Metazoa; Arthropoda; Insecta; Diptera; Muscidae.
AUGAGUGUUGUGCUGAAGCUCUCAUUUAGCUAUGAUAUUACACCAUUUGCAAUGAACUUGGGACCAGAAACACCAUUGCAACUUCACUACAGUGAACAAACAAUGUCAACGAUGCUCUAUGUUCCAGCUCCAAACACCACAGCAGGUUGCGUAAUUGCAAUUUCAAGAGGUGCGGGUUAUUGGCUCGAUGGCUGGAUGGUUCGAUGUUUCGAGCCGCUUGCUCCACAAUAUGAUGCUCGCCUCCAGCCGCCCCUAAACUGGGAACAGACGCCGAUGUUGGACAUUGAGAGAGCAACUCUUAGUAAAAUUGCAGCUAAUAGCAACACAGUUGAAAUUAUCAAGGAUUUAAACGUAAAUCUCAAUGUGGAUUGGAAUUUGGUGGUAAUGGACAAUGACAUCGAUAACCGCGCGCCUAUUCUCAAGCAACCACAUAAAACAAUCAUGGUUGUAACAAAAUUAAGUGAAAUAAAACUGGAUUUGAGGGAUCCCUAUGUAAAGACAAAAUUUCUCUACGCCAAUUUUUCCCAUAAUGUCUUGGUCAUUGUGUACGUGGAUGAGAUUGAGGGAAGUUGGGAAACUGCCAGCAAGGACAAAUACCAGGACAUUUCCAAUGAGCUUGAAGCUAAUCUUCUAAGGAACUUCAGUCGCUUGGCCACUAUUGUCAAAUCGCAUUUGAGAAAAUUGCAUUUCGUGCAUAUCUUGUGGAUUGUUGAAAGGGCCACUCUAGGAAAUUUGAAUGAAUUCUCACAUAUCUGUUGGAGUUAUGGCUUCACCAAAACACUGUUCUACAGCCGCAAGGCUUUGUAUGUCUACAAUAGAUUGCCCAGCAUGAAAGUGUUGCAACUGCCAACGCUUGACCACUACUAUGAAAGGGAGGAAAUACGAAAUUUCCAUCAAUAUCCUUUGACUUUCCCCAUAACUGCAAGUCCUCCGAGAUGUUACCGUUUUAGAGAUAAACAUGGCCGCCAGACCAUCUAUGCGGGAUACAUGUAUGAGGUGCUCAUGACUUUUAUAAAACAAUUCAAUUUUACAUUUCGCGAGUAUCCUCACAACUACCAUAGCGACAGUAAGGAGCAUUUGAUGGAGGCGCUCAUUGCCGGCGAUAUGGAUGCUGCAGCAUUUCUCACAUUCCCCAAUCGUUCGUUUGACACCAGCGAUGUGCUGUGGAAUGGCUACGUUUAUAUGGCAGUGCCACAUGCCAAACCCAUUCCCCGUUAUCAAUAUUUCAAGUUACCCCUCCAAACAACCACAUGGGCUCUAUACGGCUUUACGAUAAUUGCAGAAUCUUUGGCUGUGGCUGGAUUUGUUUUUCUCAACUACUGUAUGUGGGACUUCUCCAAAUGCUUCAUCUACAUCUGCAGCUUGUCACUGUAUCAAUUUCAAAUGCCAGUUCCUCUGCACUCUACACGUUUUCAAUUGUUCUACAUGCUGCUCAUUGUGUACCACUUCGUUCUAGUCAACUGCUAUCUGUGCACCUUUUCCAGCAUGUUGGUCAGCAAUGUGUAUGAGCGUCAAAUCGACACCAUCGAGGACUUGGCCUCCACCGAUUUGCGUUUUCCCAUAAUCUAUGAGGAUAUGUAUUGGUACACACACUCGUACUGGCAGUCGCCAAUCAUAGUUCCUCUGCUGGUGCUGGAGGAUGGUUUAGUGAUCGAUGAGCUAAGACGAAAUCUAAGCACGAAUAUCAUACAGGGGGCCUUUGAAGAUAAGCUAACGUUUUUCAUGUUUCAGCAGAGAUAUCUGAAAAGACCUCGCAUACAUCGCAUGCACGCUGCUAUUUACAGCGCACCCAUAUAUAUCACGUUGCGUCAUAAUUUGCCAUAUUUCGAGCUUUUCAAUCGUUAUUUGGGUAACCUUUGGGCCUCGGGCAUAAUGUGGAAGACUUUUAUUGGCACAGAGUGGCAUGGCAUUUUGAGUGGUGAAAUUCGUUACUUAAGUGAUGAUGAGUCGAGGGAAGAACACUUGACGUUGGAGUAUUUCUCUUCGCAAUUGUUUCUGUUCAGCUGUGGCUUAUGUGCAUCGAUAAUUGUAUUUGUACUAGAAAUUAUCUACAAUAAAUAUGCACAGGUUUAA